This is a messenger RNA of Vanessa atalanta (red admiral), 15940 nucleotides long. RefSeq names its product protein split ends (gene spen). Gene Ontology annotation, biological process: regulation of alternative mRNA splicing, via spliceosome. The record is from RefSeq and is a predicted model, not a curated record. Gene Ontology annotation, cellular component: nucleus. Gene Ontology annotation, molecular function: mRNA binding. The transcript has 19 exons. NCBI's taxonomy places the organism in Eukaryota, Metazoa, Arthropoda, Insecta, Lepidoptera, Nymphalidae. The coding region runs from base 258 to 12950 and encodes 4230 amino acids.
GCGAAGAGUACGCUCGCGUCUAUUACGUAGUGUGUUUAUAGUGAAGUGUAUAUUGUGAAGAAAUUUCGAAUGUCGUGAGGUGAAAGAUAGUGUUGUUUUUUUAUCGCGAAGUGCAACUUGUGUUAUCAAAACGAUGUUGUUAGUGUAUUAGAAAGUGAAUUAAUCAAAAUGUGUACAGCACGGUUGUGUGCAAAAUUGAUUUUUGCCACGUAGUGACGCGAACGGGUAAUGAUUCCUAAUGUGGAGUUCGAAGCAAGAUGGUUAGAGAGACUCGGCACCUGUGGGUUGGAAAUUUACCCGAUAACAUACGUGAAGAUCGAAUAAGAGAGCACUUUAAACGCUAUGGCCGAGUCCAGAAUGUCAAGUUGUUGGGACGAAUGGAGAGCCCAAGUGCGAGUACGAACGGGGCUGCUAAUAGCGGUGUGUGUGCCACUGUUGCCUUUAUGGACAUCAAGUCUGCAUCAAAGGCUCAUAACAUUGAGCACGUGUUGGACGAACGAACUCUUACUACUGAGUACUACGAGCCAGCCGCUAUACCAUCGUCCGCGGGCGCGCCUUCUGCCGGCUCGUCGCCUGCUGGCUCUGGCUACUCAGGUUCUUCAUCCUCCGUGAAUUCGGCACCUGCACCCGUCAGCACUUCGCGCUAUCAUCUCUCAGGGGAAGAGAGUGCUGGUAACGCGUGUGCGAUGGCUGCGUCGGCUGCGGCGCCGGCUACUUGGCGAGGCACCAACGACAGCGCGACUGAGUUCUGCCGUCGUGGUAACACCCCUGCGGCAUACGGCAGGUACCAGAGGAACAGCUCCACAGCACCAUAUGCUACGCCCCCUUCAAAUGUUGAAAGGACGACACCUCAUCACCGAUGGUACGCAACCGGGGCCGGCGGGGCGGGCGGUACGGGCGCUGCGGGCGGAGAGAGCACGCCCAGUACGCCCGGCGGCGGCACGGAGCGGCGACGAAGGCUCUCAGGCUCGGGCUCGUCGCGCUCCGAGUCCAGCUCGCCCGAGCCCAGCGAUACGUCGCGUGCGUCCACGCCGGCCACGCACCACCACCCGCAGCACCACAAUGCGAGAAGAACGCCUCCGCCGCAUCCGCAUCAGUGGCCAUCAACGGCGAACGGAAGACCUCUUGCGAUAUGUGUAAGAAAUUUGCCGACUAGAUCGACCGAUAGCUCACUUAAAGAUGGUCUUUAUCAUGAAUACAAAAAACAUGGGAAGGUGGUGUGGGUCAAAGUGGUUGGUCAGAAUGCUGAUCGCUAUGCGGUUGUCCGUUUUAAAAAGCCGUCCGACGUAGAAAAGGCACUAGAAGUGUCUCAAGAUAAGCUUUUUUUUGGUUGCAAGAUCUCAGUGGCACCUCACCAAAGUUGCGACGAUGAUGCGGAGUCGGCGAAACCUUAUGAGACUGAUAUUGAUGAAUACCAUCCGAAGGCAACAAGGACGUUAUUUAUCGGAAACUUAGAAAAAGAUGUAACCCAGCAACAAUUAAGAGAUAAGUUCAAGCACUUUGGACGUAUAAUAGAAAUCGAUAUAAAGAAGGGAAGCGGCGGCGGAGCGGGCUACGCGUUCUGUCAGUACGCGUCCAUCUCGAGCGUUGUGGAAGCGAUCCGGGCAAUGGAUGGCGAGUACGUUGGCAGCUCACGGGUCAAGUUAGGUUUCGGGAAACCAGUCGCCACUACCUGCGUUUGGGUCGACGGCCUCACGGAGCACACGGAAAAGCAGGUGCUGGGCGCGGUGUCGCGGUGCGGCGCGGCCACGUCGGUGUGCGUGGACCGCGCGGCGGGCGCGGCGCUCGUGCACUUCGAGCAGGCGGCGGCCGCGGGCGGCGCCGUGCGCGAGCUGCGCCGCGUGGCCGCGCAGCUCUCCGCCGCCGAGCCCGACCAUCCGCGCCUCUGCGUCGACUACGCUUCCAGAGAGUGCCAGGAAGCUUUCUAUGAACAAUUAGAAAAACAUGGCGGAUCUGCGGCAUUAGCGGGCACGGAAAGAGUAGUCAGCGAUAUUCCUGGUCGGUUUUUGCCGGCUACGAGGCACGAGUCAAUACGAUUCGACGUAGGAGCACCGCGAUCUCGAGCUCCGAGCUUCGGUCGUUCGUCCUCAAGAACACCCCGUUAUAAUGCACAUGAUCAUUACGAUCCUGCUGAUUAUGCUGCUGAUCGAAGAUACAGGGUAUAUGAUGAAUUAGGUUCAAGUCCACAAACAGAUGAAGCAACAUAUGAAGAUAGACUUCAAUCAGUUGUUGUAUCGCCACAUCGUGGACACAAACAUCGACGUGACUCCAGUCCUGAGGAAAGAAAACUGUCAAAGGAAAGACAUCGCAGCGCCGGCGCUGGAUCGAGGCGAUCGCGAUCGGGAUCGCGUGGUCACGUCUCUAGACGGCGACAUCGACGCCGUCGUGAUGAAUCGGGAUCUCGGGGUUCGCGAACAUCGCGCGCUGGAACACCCCUACGCGAUGAGCCAGACGCACCUCCCACUGAGCCACGUCGACCUCCUCGUGAACGACCACCUUUACCAAUGAGUCUGCCACUACCGAAGUUCGCUGUGCAGCUACUACGCGCUGCACCCGCACAACCGCGCUCGCUUCCACCUCCCGCACCCGCUUCUCCGCCGCGACCGCCAUCCGCAUCGUCCUCGAGCGGUGGUUCCGCUCCACACUCUCCUUCACUCGAGGAGCGUAUUCGCUCUCUUGACGAGAAGUACGAAAGGUGGACCGGCUCGCGCGCUCAUGCCGACGCUCCUGAUCGAGCCCGCCUUCGUCAUCGUUUGCUCGAACUCGACGUCAACGAAGUGAAACCUUCGGAGGUCGUGCUCUCUUUACUUGCAAAGCGUUCCGUGUUUGAUGAGGACUCGGAGCGGCUGGAGGGAGCGGCAAGGAUUCCAAGUCCAGCAAGUAGCCCACAUUCAUUGCCAACGGCUGUGCCACGUGUGCUAAGAUACCCAUUUCCUGUGCACGCCGUAGCUGCCACGACGCUACCCUGUUCUGCAACGACAACGUCUGCUGCUAGUAUGAUUUCGUUGGGAGAGCCAGAUGAAAUUGAACGUAUACAUCCAUUACCUCUGGAGAGAAUAACCAAAAUAACUGAUUUUGAAAGUUUACAUGAAUCACGAUUAAGAACAAGAACACCUUCCAUUGAUAGAUCGGUAUUAGAGUUUGCCGAGAAGAAACAGUCGCCAUCUAUUGAAAGAGACCGGGUAGAGACGAGAGCUGAAUUGGAUGGCGAACAUGAAAAACAUGAGAGCAAGAGAAGAAAUUCGUCGAUUUUAAUCUUAGAUGAAAACAAAUCUUUAGCGAGCGAUAAGAUUGGUUUUGACAAGGCCAAUCUGAUUAGACCACUAGAUCAUAUUUUUUUGGCGUCUCAGGAACAAAAAUUGGAUCAAAAUAUUUUGAAAGAAAGUCGGUGCCAUGAAGAAAAAAUAACAACCAUUAAGAAAGAAGAUAACGUCGAGGAUAAAUCUGUUCAUAAAACCAGUGAUUCAUUAGUAAGUAAAUAUGAAAGAAAUUGCUUUCGCGAUGAAACUAAAAUACGUAGUCAAGAUGGUAAAGUAAUAAAACAGGAGACAAUUCAAUUAGACAUUCAAAUGAAUCCAAAUGAAAAAUAUAUUUUUAAGAGCGAAUAUGAUACGAAAACUGAAUCUAUUAUCCAAGAAGACAUUAAACAACAGCUAGAGCAAGAAAGUAAAAUGCAUGAAUCGAGUUUCCGAAUGAAAAAAGAAACUGAACGAUGUAAAGAAAAAUCAUUUCAAAACCAUAUGAGUAAAGAAACUGUGUCAUAUAAAGUACACUCAGCCAAUCAUCUCAAUGCUAUAAAUUAUGUGGAAUUAAUGAAAAAGAAUUCAGAAACGAAUCAGGAUGGUAAAUAUAACGAUAAAAAUAAUAAAGAAAAAUGUGAACCUACUACAGCUUCUUUGCAAGAAGAUAAAACUGGAAAAGAGAACAUUGACUGUAUUAGAUCUAUAGAUAAGACAGUUGAUGAAUCAAAAAUUACUAAUAACCAAUUGUUUUCACCUGAUCGAACCACAACAGAUAACGACAAGAUACAGGAAGAAAAUAACAAAAACGAUCGUGAUAAAAUUAGACAUAGUAGAGACCGUGUUGAUAAAGACAUUGAAAAAGAAAGAUCUAAAAGUAACAAAAGUUUAAAAGUUGACAGAAAUGAAAAAGAACGUAAAUCAAAAGAAGAUAUUUUAAACAUUAAAUUUAAUUCCGAGAAAAUUGAUAAGGUUAAGGCUGACAAAGAGGGUGAAAAGCUAUUGGACAAACUUGAAAAAUCUAGACAUAAUGAUGACAAGAGUGCCCGUCAUGAGAAUCAUAAAAAAGAUAAAACUGAAAGGGAUAGAAAAAGAGACCUGGUUGAAGUUGACAUAUUGACCAAAAGUUUAAAACGAGAAGAAAAACACAAACAUGAUCGGUCUAAAAAAGAUAGCGAUCCUAAACGAGAUAUGAAAAAGGAAACUGAUAAUUCAAAAAGCAGAAAGAGUUCGAGAGAUGAAUCUUCUAGAGAUAUUUGUCGAAAAGAUUCUACAGAUUCCACAACAUCGAGAGCGUCUCAUGACUCAUUGAAAUCAAAGGAUUUGGAUAAUGCUGACAUAAAAGAAGAGCCAAAAGCUCGGUCUAAAGGUGCUGAUACAAUUCAUAAACAUGAAGUUGAUAAAGAAAUAUCGAAGUCUCAUGACUAUAAUAAACUGGAUACUAAACUAAAAAUUAAAAGCGAAAUUAAAGAAGAAAAAGAAUAUGGAGAUCAACACUUUAAACAUAAACUAAAAGAAGAAAAAGAAUGUAGUGAUCAUAAUUACAAGAAUAAAGUAGAUAAUUACUUAGAAAAUACAACAAAAACUAAGGCUGAUAUAUCUGAAAAACAAAGACAUUAUUCAGUUGAUUCACCUAAUCUCGAUUCUAAACGUAAAGAGCGACUUAAUUCAUGUUCAAGCUUACCGUCUCAUAUUGGUCAUAAACGAAGAAUGUCAUCGCAAGAUAGCAUAGACUGUCUUAAUGAAGACAAUAAGAAAAGUCGUCAGGUGGAACGUCGCGAAUCUAAAGAUUCAAGGAGCUUAGAAAGACAUAAGACUACUAAGUUUAGUAAAGGUCAUUUCGCUAAGAUAAUUGAAAGUAAAACAAAAGAUGAUAAGAAAAAUCAGGUCAAACCUCCAGAUGAUAUGUUUCCUAAUAUAAAAGAUUGUGAUAUUAAAGAACCCGGCAUAGAGAAAAAUAAAACUAAGAAAAGUCCGUCACAAGACAAUGAAGAUAAGUCGGUUGGAAGCUCGGAUGCAUCAUCGGAAUCGCUUCAAAAUAAUAUUGAUUUUCUUGCCACGUUAGAACUUAGAUCCAGCGAAGAAGACGAAAGGCAAAAAGCAAUGCGAAAAGAAAUGAAAGAAAAGAAACGUAUACAGCAGUUGCAGCAGAUCCAAGAACUUCAAAUGCAACAAGAUGCUUUACAGCAAGCAGAAAUUAGUAAUAAGAUGAAAGAAGAUCGUAAGGUGAAAAACGAUGACAAGAAAAAAGAAACUCGGGAAAAGCGAAUGUCUACUGAUCGUAAAAGUAGGGAUGAACGUAAUGAUCCUAAUAAAAGACGAAAUCGUAAACAAGUUCAAAGUACAGACACCUCCGAUUCUGACGAACCGAAAAAACACUCAAUAUUUGAUAUAAUUGAUGAUGAACCGACAUAUAUUUCCAUGUAUGACAAAGUUAAAGCUAGAUCAUGCAAGAAUAUGCAAAAACAGGAAGAAGAAAAACGCCAGGAAAAAAUUAAAGCUAAAUUUAGUCAGUUGAAACAAAGUAGAGCGAAACGAGAAGAAAAGAAAAGAUCAAGUUGGGAUGAAGAUAGUGAUUCUGAAAAUGAACGCCGUAAAUGUCACAAAGCUUCUAUGGAUAGUUCAACCGAUGAUGAUCAUAUUGUAAUACAUAGCAAAAAGCGUGAGAAAUCGCAUGGUUCGAGUCUGGAAUAUGAUCGAAAUAGAACAAACGAUUAUUUUGAUGUAGCAAGUAAUGAAGAAGAUUCCCGCAAUAAGCUAUCUCGUAAAAAUUCACGGACUCGCAUUAUGUCAGAUACGUCCGAUGAAGAGAAUGCUAAACGAAAUAUAAAUAGAAGUCCUAAUUUGAUUGAUAAAAUAAAAAAAGAAAUAUUUUCAGAUUCUGAAUCAUCCCAAAAAUUCAAAGAUAUGGAACUUAAAGAAUCAAGUGACGAUAAAGUCAAGAAAACAUCUCUUUUAAAUUUAUUCGGAAAAAGUGACAGCGAAGACAAUCGAAUUAAAUCGAGCUUAGACAUUGAAAUUGAUUAUAGAAUGACAUUCACAAAAAACUAUCCUAAUGAUUUAUCAUCUGAAAAUGAAUCUAUUCCACCAAAUCGAAAUAUAUCUGAGAUACGUAAAAAACAUAAAAAGAAACAGAAGAAAUAUAAGUUUUCAUUUUCUGACGAAGAUACCAAGACAGAGACUGCUCAUGAAACUACCUCAGAAAUAGACACUAAACAUAAAAAUUCUGAUAAAAGUCGUCGUCAUAGCAAUAAAAAAGAAAAACGAAAAGAGAAAAUUCGCGAAAGUCUUGACACUGAUGAACUACGAGAUGAAAAAGUAAAAAUUAAGAAGGAAAGACGUUCACCGCAUCAGUCAUAUGACUUAAUAGCUGAAACAGUUUCAAACAAUAAUAAAAAAGAAGGCAAGAUGGAAGAUAUAUUUGGUCCCCUUUCAGAUGAGUCUGACAGAGAUUCAGGAAACAUAAGUACUAAAACAGAGUCUCUCCCUCUAGAAUUUGAGUCACAGAUAUGUACGAGCAAUGAAAAAGCUACGGCAAAUAAUGAUGAGAUAAAAAUUAAAGAGAGAGAUGAUAGUAGACGAAAGAAAGAAAAAAAGAGGAAAGAAAAAAGAUAUUUCAUUAAGGACGAUGAUAAUAGCCUGGAUGUCGAUGCUGUUAGUAAGGCAAUCGAAGCUCGUUUGUUUGCAGACAGUUCAAACAUUGAUGAUAAUCGAACUAAGACGGAAGGCUUAACCGAAUUUGCUUCUAAAAAAUCAGAAAUUGAAUUAAAAUAUGGAGAUAUAAAUUAUAAGAGGGAAUCGAUUACUUUAAAUAAGUAUAGUGAUAAAAGCAAAAAAGAAUCUAGAGAAAGAAAGAAAAAGAAAAAGAAAAAUAGAGAAGAAAGACAAAGUCGUAAAGAACAUCAUCAUAGCUAUCAUCAUGAAAAAAUCCCAAAAGUGGAGGGUACUUACAUGGAAAAUAAUGUACAACUAUCGCCUAAAACGAUGUUGCUUGAUAUACCAUUACCUAAUGAUAUACAGAAAGUGGAAUUGACUGAUAAGUCGGAUGAUAGUAAGUCUCUAUCUGAAUCUCCAAGUUUACCAAGAAUAACAGAUAGUCCCCCAUUCGUGAAUCAAUCAGACGAAAAUAAUGAUAUGAAAAAUAAUGAAUGCGAUACUCCUAAUCGCUUAGUAGUAGAUGAUGGUAUUGAAAUUGAUUAUGAUCUAACUAGGAAUAUUGAAGUUAAUGAUAUUCCGAUGCCACCUCCAAUAGACAAUAUUGUACAAGAUAUCAGUGAAGUCCCAUUACCUAAAGAUCCACCACUUGAUAUUGAAGUAGAUAAACAGACUAGUCUUACGUCUUUUAAUCUUGAAAAUGAAGAAGAUACCGAUGUAAAAAUAAGUGAAGACGCAGUACGUAGUAUACCUAAUGUAGAAAAGGACACAGAAAAGCAAUCAGAAAAAGGUAUGAAUGAUUCACAUUCCUGUAAAAUUGAUAAAAAAGUAGAAGAAAAACCUCGUGCAAUUAUUUCUCAAGAAGAAACAGAAGACGCCGUCGCUGCAUUAUUGGGUGAGAGUUUUGGCGGAAAGGUGAAUACUUUUGAUAAUUGUUAUGAAGAAGUGGAGAAUAAUACUGUUCAUCAGAUAGAAAUUGAGAGUACACCUAUUGAAAAUGAAUUAAUUCCUGAAGAAGAUGCAGAAGAAAUGAGACAAGCUGUUCAAAAUUUAAAUGCAAGUGAAAUGGAAAUGAAGCCUGAUACACCAGUUUCUGACAAUGAUUUACUUUUAAUUGACACCGACACAGAAGAAACGGAGGAAACAAAUUCAGACCCUAUUGAAAGAUUACCAGUAAACAUUAUAACCGCUAACCAAUCCCUUAACAAUAAUACGAAAAUAAGUCUAGCGCAAACUACAGAAAUAUCUAAUAUUAUUGUGUCAAAGCCGAAGACAAAUAUAGUACAAACUAUUACUAAAGAGUCAAAUGAAAUACCUAAAAAUUCCAUUGAAUCUAAAAGUAAGCCGAUUUUAACGAAGCAAGAAACUGUGCAACAAAUAACAUCUACUGCAACUCCAGUUAUUACCUCUUGGACUUUAUCAAACAAUAAGUUGAUAGAACAACCACAUCUUCUUAAUAUUCCUGUUAGUUCAAUACCAAAUAGAGACAGUAGUGAAAACAAGCCUACUCACAUAACGGCCAAUAUUGUUCAGAUAAAAGCACCACAAAGUCAAAAUAUACAAGUAAACAAUACUUUGAGGCCUAUAAUAAAUUCAAAUAGAGUGAAUCCACCAUAUCAAGUUAUAAACCAGAUGAUUAGACCUCAAGUAUCUAGUAUGCAGCCACCCACAAUAAAAAUUCCAGAACCUCAUAUUAUAUACCAAAAACCCCAAGGUAUUGUUAUUUCACCUAGAAUGACUAAUGAACAAAUAUUACUAAGCCCGAAGCCUAGUCAACAAACAGAUCCCAUGACUUCACCUCGCUUAUCAAAUAUGGUAAUAAAUACUUCGCCACAAAACAUAAAUGCAGUUGGAUUACCUUCCCCGACUGCUCUUCAACAACGAUCUCCAGGUCAAGUAACUGUAGUUAGAAUGCAACAACCACCACUUAGUCCAAUACAAACUGUGCAUAUUCCUCAUGGUGCUAGAACUAUGGUUUCCCCUAAUAGACCUAAUUCAGUCCUAGUGCAAACACAAGGUACCCCAAUACAUUUCAACAGAUUACCGGUGACACCAGUUCUGGCCCCUAUUUCUAAACAAAUAAACGCUAAUAACGUCAUACAACAACCCAAAGGAACCGGAGCGAAUAAUCAACAGCUGAUGCACCAGCAAAAGAUUAUAGCAGGAGAUUGCAGGAAAACGGAAAGUAUUAAUGAUACAGCUAACAUUAUUUUGUCCCCAACAAGAUUGCCACCAAAUUCAAAUCAUACAGUAAUGGCACCAAAUCGUCUUAUUCCAAUGCAGAAUGCAUUACACGUUAAUAAUAUCAAUUCAGCGUUACAUCUUUCUAAUAAAGUAUUAUUAAAUAACAAGAGUCAAUUGAUUGAAAAACGAGAAACACAAACGAGUAAAUCUGAACAUAACCACAUACCAUUUGUUUCUUCACCUAUUAUACACGUAGCUGGUGUUUCUCAUUCAACCUCGUCUAUUAUACAAGGUACUGGUAAAUCAAGCAUUUGUAAUUUUCAAGAAACUACCGUUAGUAGAGGACAUGGAUCAAAUGUUAUACAUACUAUAAAUUCACAAAGAUUGCUUACAACAAGUCCCAUGACAAAUGUUGUACAGUUGGACGCUAACAGAGGAUCACCUUCUGUUUUAUCCAUGGCUACAAUAAAGCCGGCGACUUCAUUAGGUAAACCAGAACAGUCUAAUUCCGUUGUAGUGACUACUUCAAGUCUUGGUAAUGUAGUUAUGACACCCUUACUACUAAAAAGUUCAAGCCCAAAAGCAACUAUACGACUACAUUCAAGAAGUGAAAGCGAUCACGUUGAUAACCAUAUGUCGAUAUCAUUACUAAAUCAUACUCAGCGUGAUCCUGAUUCUCAAAACAAACAACACGACCAAUUUGAUAAAAAAAUUGAGGCGCCUUGUAAAGAAUUAAACUACGAAAAUUCAGCAUCCGCAUCUUCUACAUCACCUGUGGAAAAUAUAAGCAAAUGUGAAACAGACUUCGAGGAAUUAUUAAAAGACAAUACAAAUGAAAUCAAAAUUAGUAAUGAUCCAGAAAAAAAAGUAGAAAUAAAUGUUGGUAAAAAUAUCACACUAAUCCCACAAAGUCAUGAUAGAAAAGAAAGUGCAGAUUAUGCCGCUAAAGAUAAAGAAGAAGUUACUACUAAUACCAAUAUACCAAUGUCAAAACAGACUUUGAGCCCGGAAAUACCAAAAGCUAAAAAUGACAAUGAGUUUUCAACAACAUUUAUUGAAAAGUCAGAAAAUAUUUCGAAAGAAAAUGAUUUAAAAUUUACAAGUUUAAACAAAAAUGAUGAAAAUUUACCUAACAUACAAGAAAAUAAUGAUAAAAUUAACGCAUCUUACGAUAUUAAUGAAAAUUCAAAAAAAUCCGAUUUAAGAGAAGACAAAGAACCAUUUUUUGGGUUAAUUACUAAUCAUAAUCUAAAUGUUAAUAACGAUACAAAAAAUAUUGAAGAAAAUGAAUACUGGACAGCUAAAGAUGUGAAUAUUGAAUCUGUCAUUAAAAAAGUAGAUUCCUUAUGUAAUGAGCAUUUAGAUGAAAAGAAAGAUGAUAUUGACGAAGUAAGCAACCUUAUCACAAAAGGAUCAGAUAUUUCUAAAACCGAGACAAAUUUAUCAAUUGACUCGGUUGAUCAACAAGAAUCCAAUAAAGUGGAACCACCCAAAAUAGAAUCUUUAAAACACAUAGAGAACAAAGAAGAAACAUGUCAUGAAAGUCAUUUAAAUGAGGAAUCUGUUAUAGAAAAAACAACACCUACUGGAAAAAGGGGGGGUCGAAGUGCUCGUGGUAAAAGAACAGAUAAAAAUCAAGACCGAGUUCAAACUCGUCAGAUAAAUAAACCAUCUAGAGGGAGUUCAAAACGUGGCAGGGGCAGGCUAAAAGUGGAUAAAAAAAUAAAAAAUUUGGUAACUAGUAAUUUAAACAAUAUGCCAGGUGAUGUCUAUGAUUUUCACGAAGACUCUGGAGAUGAAACCGUAACAUCACCCAAUAAAACUGAAGUAAGACCCCGCUUAAUUUUGACUAUAAAAAGUCCACUGUCUGGGCAUUCGAAUGCAAUUGCAACAUCAACUCUUAGUAUAACACAGAAAGAUCAAGUGAAAGGUAUAGAGAAAUCGAAAGAGGAAAAAAUUGAAGUUUUUGCAUCUCCUUCAGCAAAUACUCGAAAAUCCAGACGUCUACAGGAAAAGGAUAUUCAACGAAGCACUGUUGAUGACGUUAUUGAUGAUGUAAUCAAAGGUUCUACCGUUCAAUUUAAGAAUAAUAAAGAAAGUAAUAAAAAAAGAUCUACAAGAUUAAGUGGCGCUAAAACGAAUAUUGAUAAAGUAUCUCAAUGUGACACAAGAAAGUCUCCAAGAGGAGUAAAAAGAACUAGAGAUAGGAGUCUGUCUGAUGCCUCAUUAGAUAGCAGCGAUGAAAAUGCUAAAAAGGAUGACGCAGUUAAGGAAACUAAAAUUGCAAAAUUAAUCGAACCAAUUGCUCCUUCUAAGAUUGAAACUGAAACUACGAUCAAAAUGACAACUACCACUUCUACAGUCGUUGUUCCACCAUCUAACAAUCCAACUCCUAUUAUGAAACCGCCUAAGAAAAUGAUAUCUGAGAUAAGCGCCAAACUAGCAAGUGCCUUUGAAGCAGCUGCAAAUGCGACGAAUCGGGUCGGUGGUGCUUCUCCGAUAGUGCAUGAACGGCCGCUUCCGUUAUCCGAGCGACAACCGGAAAUAGAACGAAUCCUACCACCCGCCGCCGAUCUCUCCCCUGCUGCACCUGGUGAGGUUGUCGUAGGAGAUGCCGGAUAUGUCCGCCGCAUCGUCGACAAUGUACCGUCUAAUAUGAUGCCGGUCGGUGCAACCGAGGCUACAGACGCGCGUGUCCAAUCGCCGGCCCUUCCACAUCGUCCACCAUCCGUACAUCAUCCGCCCGACCGUGUCACACCAAUUCUCGUCAGAGGCGGAGAAGGAGAGGCUGGUGCGGCGAGCGCGCUGGGAGGUGUGGCAGGGGCAUCGCGUGGAUUCCGCGGCGCCUACGCGGGGCCGGCCAGUCUGCCCCGCGGCGCACACCAUCCGCCGCACUCGAAGCAGGUCGCUGUCGUCGGACCCCAACAUCACCCCGGAUCACGAGUAACCAUCACGAGUGUUCCUGCAGUCAGUCCUCAAGGCCAAGUGUCAUUGGGCGAAGGAAUGUAUCCUCAUUUUUCGCAUCACCAUUAUCAGAUGUAUCAACAGCAUUUUCGUGCUACACAGUACGAAAACCUGCCCACACCCACUUCUUUCACAAGAGGCGCGUUAGAGGCGGAGGGCUCGGAGGCGCCGACGCCGCCCUUGGAGCUGCGGCGGCCGCCGUCGGCUCGCGUGCCGCGCCCUGCGCACUCGCCCUCGCCCUUGCCGCACGAUAGGCAUAUCAUGUACGGCGUGCGCUGCGGGCGCUCCCCGCCGCCGGCGCACGGCACGUCGCGCCCGCCCGCCGCGCUGCCGCCGCCCGGCCCGCCCGGCCCGCCGCACGCGUCGCAGGUGCCGCGCGAGGCCGACUCGCUGCAGAUGUUGCUGCGGCGGUAUCCUGUAAUGUGGCAAGGGUUACUGGCCUUGAAAAACGAUUCAGCUGCGGUACAGAUGCAUUUUGUGGGUGGAAACCCCGGAGUGGCGGCAGACGCACUGUUACGCAACUCUGACGGUACGGCUGCUUCGCUGCUUCGAAUCGCGCAGCGAAUGCGCCUUGAACCCGCACAGCUCGACCAGGUGCAUCGUAAGAUGAAGCUGGAGAAUGAACAUUGUAUGCUGCUGGCGCUGCCUUGCGGACGCGACCACAUGGACGUUUUACAGCAGUCCACUAACCUCACGGCUGGCUUUAUCACCUACCUGCAACGGAAGCAGGCCGCCGGCAUCGUCAACGUGGCGCCUACCCCUGGUCACCAGCAGUCAUUAUACACGGUCCACAUCUUUCCUUCCUGUGACUUUGCGAACGAAAACCUAAAUCGUAUCGCACCCGAUCUCAUGCAUCGCGUGGCCAAUAUCGCGCACCUUCUCAUUGUCAUCGCCACCGCCAUCGGGUGAACGAUGCAGACUCGCGAGGCGACGACUUUCGCCUCAAUUGGAUAUGAACCUUGAUCCCAGCAUUUGGACGUGACAAAUAUAAACAUUGAACGUGACAAAUAUUAAAACCGACGUGGACACUGCUAGAUGAAUAUUUUAAUAAAAAAUUGUAAAUAUAUCCAGGUUGUGAAACUUCAUUUUUACUAUUAUCGUAGUUAUUCAUCGACCUGGUGGAAACCGCCGAUCAAACGUUUGAUACUGGACAGUAAUAUAGUGUUCUCGGAAUUGCGUUGAAUUACCUCUUCGAAAGUGAACGUUCGUUGUAGUGGACUAAAGUUAGUGUAUUUAUUGUUACGGCUUAGCGUCGCGGCGGCGGGCGCGCUUGUAUAAAGUUUCACGUAGUCGUAAGCCGCCGUCACCUAUUUAAGUGUUAGAUUUAAGACAUAGCUUUGUAAAAUACUUUUGUUAUGGUCGACUGGGCUCGGCCUUAUUCGGAGUUUAAAUUUAUAAAAAAAGGUAUGAUAGUGAUGUGCGAUGUCAGUUGAUAAAGUAUAUUUAAUUUUGGGUUCCGAUUAGAUAAGUGGCAAUCUAUCGAGCAUUUUUUAUUGUUAGUGUAAAUUGUUAUUUUGUUUUAAGCCUAGGAUCUAAAGUAAUUUAAAUCAUGUAAAUACCGAAUCUAUCCAUACUAAAAUUCGAUUUAUUCAUUAGAUCAUUACGGUAGGUAAUGGAUAACUCUGUAACUGGGAAUCGAAUGAUAACUUCUUUAUGUAAAAAUAAGAUACAUGAACGGUAUAUAAAACGAUAAAAUUACACAUGGAAAAUAAACUGUGAUUCUGACUUUUUACGUAGGCUUAUAGGUAGUCUUAAAAAAAGCAUACUGAGCAAUGCAUGUGUAGCCAACGGCGCGUGCGGCGUCGCCUUUGUCAUUAAUAACUAAUAUAGGAUUCAUUACAUAAUAAGUUCACCUUCAGAAAAAUUGUGACUAUUAAACUAUCAUUUAAUAUUACACAAGUCACGAAUUUUAUUUUUGUAUAACUCCAUUGAAAUUUAGAGCUUGACAUUAAGAUAAUUUCUUUAAUUAUGAACACACCGCAAACAACCUUUUAAUGAUUUUUAAUUUAAUGAUAAAAACUUUAAUAGUAAAAAUAAAUAAUUUGAAUAAAUAAUUAAUAGUAAUAAUAUUUAUCGCUUAUACGUUGAUGAUUAUUACAAAAAAAACAACGCUCGUCGAUGCUUUUCGGCUACCGAGAAAACCAAUGUGUAAAGUUUACAAAUUACCAGAAAUAUUUCCAGGGGUGUUUUUAGGAAAAUCGUAUUUUCUAAUAAAUAGUCUCAUAAUAGAAUUUUCUUCGAAACAUUUUGAUUCGAGCGACGUGACAAUCGCCGUUGCACACUUACAUUGUUUCGACAGUUAAUUUCCCAUUCCAUGCGACCGCCUCAUGCUGGUUACUUAUUGCAUUAAUUCAUUCGACUAAAGACUAUUCGUCCGAGCGGUGGUGGUACCGCUCGCGAUAUUCUUUACUCUGAAACGUAUCUUGCCGCAAAUGCUACAGAAAUAACUUUACAAAUAAAUUGUGAUGUUAAGAUCACUGAUUAAUAAUUGUCAUUAUAAGUUGCACGAAUUAACAAUAUUGUACUUCUCAUAAUUUAUAAAAAUCAUUGUCUGCAUCCAAUUCACCUAAAGCUUCAGCGUUUGCUAAUUACGACUCGUUAUGUUUCACCUAUAAUUUCUGCUUAAAAAUGUUUACAUCGUCGUUUCGCAAUGUAUAAUUAGAUAACAGUGCGACUCUUUUGUCGUACUAGAAAUAAAGUACAAAAUAUUUUAUGUAUUGUAAUUUUAUAUGUACGAUAUAGGAAUAACAGCACAGGUAACAUAUUGUAUUGUAUAUUCUUUUUAAGGACUAAUGUAUAGGUGUAUAAAUGUUAUAUGUUUCGUCAUGUUUCCGUCGCAUACAGUUCUCAAUAUAGCUAGGAGGAACACUAACGAACUGUCACUUCGUCCAUUAAUUUUAAAACAUAAUUUUAUUAGUAAAUGGAUGCCCAAAUGUUCACUUAUUUGAUUUUCUUAUAAAGGAAAUCAAUGUAAAUAAGUCUUCAGUAAACAUAGCAUAACAUACAGUAUUUAGUCUUGAUAUUGAAAUAAAUUUAUGAGAUAGUCAACACAUGAGAAUUAUAAAAGAAAUAUUUAUUAUGGUCAAAUUGGUAUUUUUACUCAUUCUUUAUUUAUUGCAGUGGUGUGAUUAUUUUUUGGCAAUGACAUAAAAUACUAUUUAAUAUUAUAACUAUCAAGUUUUUGCCAAUAAGUAAUUGCAUCCUAUGUUUUUGUCAAGGUGUCAAUUACUAAUAUUUAAAAUGUACACAAAGAAUUCCAUGUUCGAGACAAGAUCAUUGUUAGGAUUUGUUUCUAAUUUAUAAGGUUCGGCAGACUUAAAUCACCUAACUGUGAGAAGUAUAAUAUAGUUUUGUGUAGUUAACUGUUUCAAAACCUUUUGCAUAUACAGGUGGUUCCAGGAGAGUCUCACUUCUUGAUGCCUUCAAAAUUAUCGUUAUUUUGAAUACAUCAUGACGUCAGACAAAUAAAAAUACUUUCGAUUUUCGAUUUGCAAUGUUUUCAAGCAUGAAGUGGUUCCGCGGGUAUGGAAUACUGUACGGCGGGUCGCUUGCGGUGGUGGCUGUUGUCUGUGUGCGAGUUGAUAGAGUUUAAAUAUAUGUAAAAUUAACAUUUGAUCUCAAGUGUGCAGCAAAAGUGAUGGUGAUGACUAGACUGUUAUAUUGCAACAGCUGUGACCGGACGCGCUACCUGCUUUGAUUUUAAUAUAGUAAAAUGUAAGGAUAUAAAAAAUAUUGUGAUCAUAUUUCUACUAUAAGUUUAAUUUGCUAGGAUUUAGAAAUAAUUGUAUAUUUUGUACAUAUUGAAAUAGUAUUGUAUCUUAACUUCCCUUUAUCCAAAAACCCAGACUCCUGCGUGUUAUGUACCUCCUACCUACCAAUACUAUUAAAAAAAUAAUACA